This is a messenger RNA of Coffea eugenioides, 704 nucleotides long. Its product is annotated as glycine-rich RNA-binding protein 2-like. The coding region runs from base 45 to 497 and encodes 150 amino acids. The transcript has 2 exons. NCBI's taxonomy places the organism in Eukaryota, Viridiplantae, Streptophyta, Magnoliopsida, Gentianales, Rubiaceae. The record is from RefSeq and is a predicted model, not a curated record.
CCAAAAACCAGUUUUUCAAUACAUAAGUUUUCCCUGAGCAAAAAAUGGGUUCAAAGACACUUCUUUUCCUUUUCAUUUCCUUGGCUAUAGCUUUAAUGAUUACCUCAGAGGUUGCUGCUAGAGAAUUGGCUGAGACUUCCACGUCUGUUGACAAUUCUAAUGCAGUUGAGACUGAUGGCUACGGAGGGUACCGUGGAGGAGGAUAUGGAGGGUACCGCGGUGGUGGAUAUGGGGGCUAUCCAGGAGGAGGUCAUGGAGGAUAUCAUGGGGGCGGAUAUGGAGGGUACCCGGGUGGUGGCUAUGGCGGACGUGGCGGUGGCGGCCGUGGUGGUUAUGGAGGAUAUCACGGGGGUGGAUAUGGAGGGUAUCCUGGUGGUGGCUAUGGAGGACGUGGUGGUGGUGGCUAUGGAGGACGCGGUGGCGGCUAUGGAGGACGUGGUGGUGGCGGCCAUGGUGGACAUCCUGAUGAAGCUGUUGAUGCAGAGACUGCGAACUAAUAAAGCUAGGUCGUGAUUACCCAUCAAUGCUUAAACAGCCUCAGUAGUUUGUAGUGUGAAAUAGAAAUAACAGCUUGAUGAGUGAUCAUGUAAUAUGCACCUAUGUAAUUGUGUCUCUUGCAUGAGCACUUCUGAUGUGAUGGCAAAAUAUUCUCAUGCAUUAUGAAGCAGGUUUACUUAUUUUUCACUAAAAAGUUGAGUAAUGUU